Molecule: messenger RNA, 1969 nt
Organism: Solenopsis invicta (red fire ant)
Lineage: Eukaryota; Metazoa; Arthropoda; Insecta; Hymenoptera; Formicidae
Product: carbohydrate sulfotransferase 11
Exons: 5
Coding region: 405-1535 (376 amino acids)
Biological process (GO): carbohydrate biosynthetic process
Cellular component (GO): membrane
Molecular function (GO): sulfotransferase activity
Source: RefSeq, a predicted model, not a curated record
ACUACUUCGACUUAUUGUAAGAUAAUAAUAAAAGUAGCAAAUUAAAAGUGUAUAAAAAUUUAUAAAAAAUUAUGAUAAAUAAUAAAAUUAAGAUUUAAAAAAUAUACUAAGGUACAAAGUUAAAACUAAAAUGUAAGUCAGAACUUUUGACUAUUACAGUGCAAAAUGACGAAUCAUAUCAGUGUUAUCACCGAAAUAAAACUUAAACAGAUCAUAUUGUCAUAUAAUAACAAAAAAAAUAGAGCAUUAUAAGUUGACAACAGGUAUAGUCAAGAGAAUUGGUAUCUAUUUGUAAACUGAAACUCAUUUUUUGCAUUUAAUAACUACGACUUUUUUCUUCCAGAUUGAGAGUCAUCUUAUACGUCGCGUGAUUGAAAAUCACAGUGUGUUUAAUUACAUUCAUUAUGUCCGUUAGGGUGCAAUUUUUCAAGUAUGGUUUGUGCACCGUACUAUAUUUUAUUGUUUGCGUAAUUUUUAUUAAAACGAGAAGCUGCGACGUAAAAGAAGCGAUAAGGGUGACAACGACUGUGAUCAAGUAUCAGCCGCAAAAGCCUUUCUUGCCAAUUUCAAAUAAGAUAAUUAAGAAAAAAAAUGUCGAAUUGGAGAUCCGCUUGUUGCGGAAGGACGAGUUGGAAGGUGGUACUAUUGACCUGCAGAAGAGUGCGACAUUGCUCCAACAAGUAUCGAACAUCUGCGCAAAGUAUAAACUGAGGACUCCUCUUGUCAAAAGGCAUUUUUUAUAUAAUGUCGAACAUAAAUCGUUAUACUGCUGGAUCCGUAAGGCCGCGUCCACCAGUUUCACCAAAUUAUUUUCUGACAUGAGCAACCGUCAAGUUGAUCACGAUCUUUACAAAGAAGUGGACUUCUUAUCGCCAGAGAGUUUAAAAGAUCUACAGCGUUUUGCUGAUAACAAUACUGUUUUCAAAUUGCUUGUUGUCAGGCAUCCGUUUCAACGGCUGGUUUCGUCAUAUCGGGACCGCAUCGAGGACAAUAGCAAGUACACUGCGCAAUCUUGGCUUUACGCUCGCCAAAUUCUUCAUUUGUCGAGGCCGGAACUCUUUCGUUUUAAUGCAACGUUAAGUGGUAAUAUUCUACAAAGAAUAUUUCUACCGGAUAAAAGAUUAAAAGUGAUACCCAGCUUUCGAGAAUUCUUGGAGUGGUUGCUGAAACAACCAUCGAAUCACGAUGACGUCCACUGGGCUCAAUAUCACACCCAUUGUGCGGUCUGCGACGUGAGGUACAAUUUCAUUCUAAAACUAGACGAGUACACUUUCGGGGAGGUCAAUUACAUUCUGACGAAACUGAGAUUAAAUAAGGACAAGAUCUAUUUGCCCAAACUGCAGCGUACUCGUACAGGUAUCACCGAUUUUGACACAACAUGCAAAUACUUUCACAAUUUAACCACCGAUGUGGUCCUAAAACUGUAUGAAAGGUAUAAAGUGGACUUUGAGAUGUAUAACUAUAAACUAGACAAGUAUCUGCACUGUGCCAAGAGCAAGAAAUUGAUCUUGAGACAAAAAGAUAAGCAUAAGUAAUAUUUUAAAAAAUGAUAAAAAUCUUUUUAAUGAAGAUAAACACAUUUUUAUAUGCUCUUUCUGUAAAUUGGAUUAUAGAAAAUAUAUUUUGAUUAAUAAUCUUUUUUUUUACAAGUUUUUGUGGCUUUUAUAUCGUCUUUAUAAACGUGUGAAAGAAACAAAUAUAUAAAUUUCUUUUUAAAAAGAUCAGAUCUAAAAAUGAUUAAAACCAUGCUUGCAUAUUUUUUUCAUCAGACGAAAAUUCCAGAGUAUAGCGAUUAGAUGAGAAUAUUAAUCAAUAAAACUUCAAUAUAUAAAAAAGCUAUCUAUUUAUCUUUCCUAAUGAUUACAAGAAUGGCGUAGUAAUGACAGACUGAUGAUACGUUACAACGUAUAUUCAUUAAUAUACAAAAUAAAAUUAAGGGUACAAAACACAAUCAUUAACAAAAAAAAAA